Molecule: messenger RNA, 704 nt
Organism: Rhododendron vialii
Lineage: Eukaryota; Viridiplantae; Streptophyta; Magnoliopsida; Ericales; Ericaceae
Exons: 1
Coding region: 73-576 (167 amino acids)
Source: RefSeq, a predicted model, not a curated record
AAAAGAACCCAUGUUACCAAUUUGCCACACCAUCUCUUUCUCCCUCUCUCAAGAAACACAAAACCCGUUCGCAUGGCCAAACCUCAAGAAAAACAAGCCUUCCCAAUAACAACCACCACACCACCCAUAAUUGAACACCAGCAAGAAGGCUUCGACAUGGACGACGACUACCCGGAGACCUCCUCGGCCACCGGAUGCGGCUGUUUCCGGCUCUUCCGCUUCUAUUGCAGCGGCGGUGGAGAAGACAGCUGGCGUCUGUUGAAUAACCAAAGAGGAGAUCAUCAUCAUCAGCAGCACAAGGAAACCACAUGGCUGGAAAGCAAGCUGAAAGACGCGAAGGAGUUUUCGGAAGUGGUUGCCGGGCCCAAGUGGAAGAACUUCAUCAGAAAACUGGGUAAGUUGUUUCACAAGAAGGAGAAAAGGACUACUCGGCAAUAUGAUCCCUAUAGCUAUGCUCUGAAUUUCGAUGAGGGAGAAGAGGACGAUGAUGAGUAUUUGGGUAAUGGGUAUUCGUCUAGAUUCGUCGCAGGCCCUUAUUCCGGUGAUCAAGAACGGCGGUCUUCGGUGGUGUUGUGAUAUUUUGGUUUAAUUUGCUCUACGUACAAUUGGUGUGGUGCUCAUCGUAUUCAUGUCAUGAAUAUUAAUUGUUUCAUUCUUUUAUUUGGAUUAUAUAUCAAUUUAUAUGCAGAAGAGUUAUUAUGCUA